AUGCGAGCAAUCAAUCGGAGAUUAGCAGUCCUAGCAUCAGCUCCCGCCUACAACGCAGCCGAAUCCAAGCAAGAUAAGACGGACGGAACACCAGUGCCGUCACGCACCAUAGCCACGUUGUCAGAACCCCGGGAGGCCAGUAACGGACAGUCCGCGUCUGUCGGGCACAGCAGCCGACGAAGAGUUGUCGACGAGGCCUUCGCGGAGGACCAGUUCAAGGGUCAGGCUCUAGUCCGCUUCACCAACGAAGUCGACGAGAUCAGCCGCGUCGCCGACGAGGAUCGCCCGCAAUCUCCGCCGCCUCAGUACCCUGCAUCCGAAGCAUCAGGCUCUACAUCCGCGUCACUUGCCUUUCGGACCGCUCCGCCACCGUUUUCAUCGCUCUUCGCUCCCCCUUCGUCCUCCUUCCAACCGGACCCCGACACCGUUUUCGAGCCCGACAAGCUCGGUCUUUCAUCGACAUCCUCCACUCCGCUCGAGAAGGCAUCUGCACCGGCGUAUGCGCCGCUAGAUUCUGGGCCUUCUGAAGCCUCCAGUGCCUAUCAGGACACCGUCGCCGAGACCAAGCGUGCUCUCCCGCGAGAUACCAAGGCCGAGGGCUCAUCACAGAGCAAGGAAGACGAAGCAGAGCCACCGCCAGCGUAUUCGGAGGGAUCCAGUCCUCUCCAAACUUUCACAUAUCUCAUGGCUGCCGCAGGAGGAGCCUCGAGUAUUAUUACUCAGGUACAACAAGGCGGACCGCCUAUCAACGCAAUCGGAGAUGUUGGCGCAGAUGAGACCAUUACGAUGGACCUGCGGGGCACCCGCUUUGUCCUCUCAAGAGACGAGCUGCUGACGCUCCCCGAAUUUGUCCUCCUAUCACUUUUCCCCAAUGGCCUCUUCCCUGAGGGUCAUAUGGGCGGAUUCGCAGAUGGAGACGCUGUUCAAGUUGACUAUGACCCAGCCUCGUUGCAAUACAUGCUCGAGUUCUUCCGGAAUGUUGCCCAGUCUAUUCCCACAGACACCUCAGCCAGCGCAUCACAGGAUGGUGAUGCCAUGCCGAUCGAGCCUUUGGGAGGCUCACGAGACGAUUCAUCCAAGAGAGCUGGUAUCAUCGUGCUCCGUGAGGACCUAGACUUCUAUGUCAUUCCUCCAAAGGCAGACAUCAACCAACCUGAGAUGGUUGAGGUCAAAAGAGCGGCCGCAAGAGCUUUGCUGAGACAAGACGGAAUCUUCUCGGGACUGAAGAGAAGUGACGAGCCUGGAACUACUGAGGCACAUCUUAUUGAGAUGCUUACGGCAGGUGGCUUUAAUCACGAUGAUCAGUGGGGACACAGAGCUGGCGAGCCCAACAAAGCUGUCAUCUGCAGCCUGGCUCUCGCGAGGCUGCGAAGCGAUAUCCGCGGCAACGAGAUGGGCAACAACGCAGUGGGCAUGGCGCAGAAGCUCCUGCUCUUCUGGAGGAAACCGGCGAGAAGGUGUUGGUGGGAGGGAGUUGACCUGAAUGAUGUCGAAGGAGUUGAAGGCACGCUCAAAGUCUGGAUCAGGAGGGUGUGGACUUUGGAGAUGAGCGUGAUCGGUCUCAGAUAA
Molecule: messenger RNA, 1569 nt
Organism: Phaeoacremonium minimum UCRPA7
Lineage: Eukaryota; Fungi; Ascomycota; Sordariomycetes; Togniniales; Togniniaceae
Product: putative general stress response protein whi2 protein
Exons: 6
Coding region: 1-1569 (522 amino acids)
Cellular component (GO): nucleus
Molecular function (GO): RNA binding
Source: RefSeq, a predicted model, not a curated record